Scaptodrosophila lebanonensis is the source of this 1375-nucleotide messenger RNA. It is a transcript of the gene Sce, whose product is annotated as E3 ubiquitin-protein ligase RING1. NCBI's taxonomy places the organism in Eukaryota, Metazoa, Arthropoda, Insecta, Diptera, Drosophilidae. The coding region runs from base 54 to 1313 and encodes 419 amino acids. Gene Ontology annotation, molecular function: chromatin binding; ubiquitin protein ligase activity. The record is from RefSeq and is a predicted model, not a curated record. Gene Ontology annotation, cellular component: ubiquitin ligase complex; PcG protein complex. The transcript has 3 exons.
CAAAGUGAAAACUGUGAAAAAAUAAAAACUAAACUGCGUUAGUUGCUACAAAAAUGGCCUCUUUGGAACCAGCACAGAACAAAACAUGGGACUUAUCCCUAUACGAACUGCAGCGGAAGCCGCAAGAGAUAAUUACAGAUAGCACCGAAAUUGCCGUCUCCCCGAGAAGUUUGCACAGCGAACUAAUGUGUCCCAUUUGCCUGGACAUGUUAAAGAAAACGAUGACAACCAAAGAGUGCUUGCACCGUUUCUGCUCCGAUUGUAUUGUUACAGCUCUGCGUUCAGGCAACAAGGAAUGUCCGACUUGUCGGAAAAAACUUGUCUCCAAACGCUCUCUGCGCGCAGAUCCUAACUUUGACUUGCUCAUCUCAAAGAUCUAUCCCAGUCGCGAAGAGUAUGAGGCUAUACAAGAGAAGGUCAUGGCCAAAUUCAAUCAAACACAGUCGCAGCAAGCCCUCGUUAAUUCCAUCAACGAAGGCAUAAAGUUGCAAUCACAAAAUCGACCACAACGCUUUCGUACCAAAGGAAACGGGAGUGGCGGUGGCAAUGGUGGUGGUAGUGGAGUAAACGUUGGGGUUAGCCGUGCUGGCCAUGCCACGCAUGGGCACAACACCGGCUCUAAUGAUAGCAAUACCAAUGGAAAUGAGAGCGACAAUCGGGAUCCAGGACACUCGGGGGCAGGUACUUCAGCGCAUUCCAGCACUUCAACAGCAGCUGCAACAUCCGCUGGCACUUCAGGAGCUAGUACAUCGGCAACUCGUAUGCACAUUGACGAUGCCUCCAAUCCACCAUCGGUGCGCAGUACACCGUCGCCGGUGCCCUCAAACUCAAGCAGCUCUAAACCGAAACGGGCAAUGUCGGUACUAACCUCAGAACGAUCGGAGGAGUCCGAGUCGGACUCUCAAAUGGAUUGUCGCACUGAGGGCGAUUCCAACAUUGAUACUGAGGGCGAAGGCAACGGAGAGUUGGGCAUUAACGAUGAAAUUGAACUGGUUUUUAAGCCGCAUCCCACAGAGAUGUCUGCGGAAAAUUUGCUCAUAAAAGCACUCAAGGAAAAUUGCAUACGCUACAUAAAGACCACGGCAAAUGCUACGGUAGACCAUCUGAGCAAAUACUUGGCAAUGCGCCUCACUCUAGAUUUGGGUUCCGAUUUACCAGAGGCUUGUCGUGUGCUCAACUUUUGCAUCUACAUUGCUCCCCAGCCCCAGCAGUUGGUGAUUCUCAAUGGCAACCAGACACUGCAUCAAGUCAAUGACAAAUUCUGGAAGGUAAACAAGCCUAUGGAAAUGUAUUACUCGUGGAAAAAAACUUAAAGCAUUAAUUUUGCACACUCAAUAAAUCGAAGGCAAACAAUUCCAACGACUUCUCUUGAUAA